CCAUUAGCGCGAAAACACUCUCCGUUACUGCAGUGAAUGAACAAAUGAAAACACUGUUGCGAUGUGUUAAAAAUAAAAAAAAAAAUAAAAAAAUCACACGAUAACGCAUCGAUCAUGCAUUCUUCAUCAGUCAAGGUUUAGAAGAGACAUUUAGAGUCAAUCAUGACAGAAAGAAGCAUUUCCACUGCAGUCCUUAAAGAUGUGGUUGCGUAUGUUGACGUGUGGUCUGCCAGCAGGAUGGAGGAUUAUUCGGAUCCAUUCAUCCAGCAGCUGCAGGACAUGGGUGCAGAGGUAUCUAAGACACUCAACAAACAAGUGACCAACGUAGUCUUUAAACAUGGCCGCCCGUCCACAUGGAAGAAAGCCCAGAAAAUGGGUGUGAGGAUUGUGUCCGUCCAAUGGGUGGCAAGAUGCAAAGAAAGUGGAGAACAUGUAGAUGAAGAUCUUUUCCCUGCUCAGAAUGAAGAUUCCAAACGUCAUUUUCUAAAUAAAAGAACACACCGUUGCAUGCAGCCAAGAGAUAUUCCUGUGAAAACCCUUGAUAAUGACAGACGUAUGAAAAAAAAAUUAGACAAGAUGAUGGAAGGCCUUAUCUCCUCAUCCCCUGUCGUUUCUGACAUGUCACCAUUCAUUAUUGACGAGGAGAAUGGAAUAGUGUACAGUCCCUCUUUAAAGCGCUCUGACAGCAUGGCUCAGCGUUUGAGAGAAAUGAGAGCUCAACGUGAACAUCUCUCACCCACUGCCUCACAGAUGCAGGACAGCGGCUCAGGAUCUGACGUGUCUUUGAGACCCUCUCUGGGUGCCUCACCAACUCUCUCUUUCUUGCAACAGUUAGAGGAUGAGCCUUUGGAAGAGCCUUUGGAUUGUUUAUCAACUUCUCAUUAUUGCUCCUCAAAGAACAGAGAUGAAAGGGAGAACCAAAACAGGAAUAAAAAGACAACAGCAAAAAUAGCUAGUAAAAAAGUUAACAAAACACCUCCUGAAUCAAACACACUGGCCAUUUGUACACUGUCCAGUGUUGAAAGAAAUCCUAAAGACCCACCAUUAUCUACAAAAAGAUCAAGAAGAACCUCAGUGAACAAUACUGGAGGAAAGAAUCAGGCCACUUUAGUGAGUUUCAUUAAUAAAACGUCAUCCGAAAGUGAACAAAACUCACACCUCAAAUCUCAAUCUGUAACCGAAAAUGCUGGAAUGUCUAGAGGUUCAUUUUGCGGUCCUGAAAGACCCGUAAAUUCCUUGCCUGAAAACCUCGUUAAAACGAGUAACGUCAAAGUGCAGACCAACUCCAAACGUGCCAACUCCAGGAAGUCCUCUCCAGCAAGCAGUUUUGACACGGAAAAUGAAAAUGUUGCACAAAAAAGUGAUCCAGGAACUCCCAAGCCUGUUCCUAAAAUCUCCAAGUCUCGACAAACUAUUUCUGCAUUGCAUUCAGCAGACUUGUUUGAUAAUCCUCCUAGUAGAGAUGUUGAUGAUGGUGAGGUGUUUGAAGACUUCUUCUUGCUGGCCAACAACACCACCACCAAACUGAGGGUCAUUUUAUUUGGCUCGACCUCAGAAGCACAACCCCUGCCAACUUUUGACCUGGAGGAUUCCAACAAGAAGAAGAGCAAGGGUGACUCCAUAACAUCACAUAGUAGAAAGCGAAAACACGAAAGUAUUGAUCUCAAAGACAUAUUAAUUGGCUCAUCGAGAGAUAAAAUAAAGGAAACAUCCAUCGUCCCCGAGACGCCUGAAGCAAGGCCUCUGUGUUUGUCCGUGGGGAUGUCUGAGGUACCCGAGACGCCCGCAGUUGAGGAAAUAAAACUUGAGCCUUCGGCAAAGAAAAAAAGACGAUGGACCAGGCUGAGCUCUGUUGUUCUCUCUGAAGGGGAAUAUGGUAAAAGCUCAGUUAAGCCAAGUCCUGGUGAUGAAAACAAGGUAUCGACAUCCGCCUCUUUGAUGUCAUCCACAGCGGUUAAUGUCAAGAAGAAUCUUGAGCCAGACCCUAAACAUGGUACUGUCAAGAGAGCUAUGAGUUUAAAAACUGUAGGUAAAGAAAAUAAAAGCACAGCUGAUGGGCUCAAUGAAAGAAGUUUGGAAAUGUGUACCAAAUGGGCAAGUAUGAAAAAGGACAGAUACAUGAAGAAAAAUAGAUCCUUGGUAAUGACAAGCAUGCCCACUGAGAAGCAGGAGGUAGUCUUCCAGUUGGUCAGGGCUCUGGGUGGCUUUACAGUGGUGGGAAAUGUGUGUGAAAGCACCACUCAUGUGGUGUCUGGAAGCCCACGACGGACCCUUAAUGUCCUGCUGGGCAUCGCACGAGGCUGCUGGAUACUCUCCUUUGAGUGGAUCCUGUGGUGUUUGGAGCACAGGCAGUGGGUUCCUGAGGAGCCUUAUGAGUUUUCAGAUCAUUUCCCUGCUGCACCUAUAAGCCGUCUGCAGCAGCAUCUGUCUGCUGGGGAGCAUCAGCAGGACCUGUUCCAGGAUCAGCCGCUCAUGUUCGUGUCCCCACACUCCCAGCCCCCCUGCAGCAGCCUUACUGAACUCAUUCAGCUGUGUGGAGGAACCGUGUGCCGCAGUGUGCGACAGGCAGGGAUCUGUUUCGGAGAGUAUAAGGGCAAGAAACCAGAGGAAAGCCGCAGUCUGUCUGAACAGUGGGUUUUAGACUCUGUCACACAUCUCACACUACUCCCAUAUGAAAAUUAUAUCAUAGAAUGAAGAUCCCAGGAAUGUGAUACUACUUUAUGUGCAAGAAGUGGCUGACUUUUUUAAAAAAUCUGUGUAGUUACUGUCAAAUAUUUGUAUUGUAUAAUGUAUUUAGCAAUUUAAAGUAGCUCUGUUUUUUUGUAAUUGUCACAUUACUUUUAAGGGCCGAAUUUUAUGUUCUUGUGUGUUAGUUUGUGACCAGUCAUUUAAUAAAACAGACUGUAUAAACUGUGAAACAUGUUUUUAAUAAACUUCCAUGAUUACAGAACUGUUAGGCAUCACUGACAAUACCAUUCUGAUUAACUUAACUGAUGACAAAAAUGAACUUGCAUGUAUGCCAAGGGCGUAGCAGCUGCAGGGGACGUGGGGGACACGUCCCCCACACUCUUUAAAAAGGUGAUUUUUGUCCCCUGCACUUUUUCAAGCUAAACCCAUAUCGGGUUGAUAGAUUAUGAUUGAUUUGCUUUGUUCUUAUAAUGCUUAAAUCCUCUACUAAAGUCUCUUUGUAGGUCUGUAGACAUACACAUUUUAAAGGAUUAAAAUUUUCUUUUGAUCAUU
Messenger RNA from Myxocyprinus asiaticus (Chinese sucker), 3240 nucleotides. RefSeq names its product microcephalin-like. Gene Ontology annotation, biological process: mitotic cell cycle. Bases 163 to 2694 code for a protein of 843 amino acids. The record is from RefSeq and is a predicted model, not a curated record. The transcript has 15 exons. NCBI's taxonomy places the organism in Eukaryota, Metazoa, Chordata, Actinopteri, Cypriniformes, Catostomidae.